This is a messenger RNA of Thermochaetoides thermophila DSM 1495, 252 nucleotides long. RefSeq lists its product as uncharacterized. NCBI's taxonomy places the organism in Eukaryota, Fungi, Ascomycota, Sordariomycetes, Sordariales, Chaetomiaceae. The transcript has 2 exons. Bases 1 to 252 code for a protein of 83 amino acids. The record is from RefSeq and is a predicted model, not a curated record.
AUGAAGCUCAGGCGGCUGCGGGGCACAUUUUCGGCCAAGGUUUGCGGCACAGCAGGGCCAACGCGUCAACCUGAGUGGAAGCACAUUGUCCCUGAGUCUCCCGACCUCAGCAAGCACGGUGUCAAGGCCUCGGCGGGCGGUUGGAUACUCGCGGAGGAUGUUCUGGUUAACCCCCUCGCCCCUGGCCCCUCCCCCUCCGUCCCACGUUGCCCGAUGCAGGACAAGCGCACCGCCACAUGGCUGAAGGCCUGA